Messenger RNA from Entrophospora candida, 509 nucleotides. Lineage: Eukaryota; Fungi; Glomeromycota; Glomeromycetes; Entrophosporales; Entrophosporaceae. The record is from the annotation of a GenBank genome assembly.
CCAAUAACAACCAAUCGGUUAAACGAAAAAGAUUGACUCAAGCAUGUGAUGUGUGCAGGAAAAAAAAGGUUAAAUGCAGUGGUGAGAAACCUUCAUGUAAUAAUUGUACACGAUUAAAUCUUAAUUGUACAUAUUUGCCUAGUCCAAGAAAAAGAGGUCCAAGAGUUGGUUUGGUAGAGAGUUUGGAAAGACGUCUUCAACAAAUGGAAAAACUUUUACAACCCCUCAAAGAACAAGGAAUUGUUGUAGGGGAUCCUAAUAGUAAUAACAAUGUUUCCAAAUCAAAUAAUGAUUUUGUUCCUUCACAAAUUAAUUUGAGAUCGCCAUCAUCGUCGUCGUCAUCGCCAUCUUUGGAUAUGGAUACUGUGGAACAUCUAGCCUCUUGUUAUUUUCGUUAUAUGGAUAAUCAAAUGCCUUUACUUCAUAAAUCAACUUUUAUGUCUCAACUAAGACAAAAUAAAGUUUCUCCGUUUCUUAUAUAUUCUCUCUGUGCUGUUGCUGCAAGGUGA